GCCGCCGCUGCAGCUGCUGUAGAGAUGGCGGAGGAGGAGGACGGGGAGCUGCCGGGGCCCCGACCGGCGCUGGGGCCUCGUACUGUCCGCCUUCUCAAGUCUGAUAGCGGCUACGGCUUCAACGUACGGGGCCAAGUGAGCGAAGGCGGCCAGCUCCGUAGCAUCAAUGGCGAGCUGUACGCGCCGUUGCAGCACGUCAGCGCUGUGUUACCGGGAGGCGCGGCGGAGCGGGCCGGCGUGCAGCGGGGGGACCGCAUUCUGGCCGUCAAUGCAGUGAAUGUGGAAGGGGCAACACAUAAGCAAGUGGUGGACCUGAUACGUGCCGGAGACAAGGAAUUGCUGCUCACCGUCCUCUCCGUGCCUCUUCAUGAAGUGGAAAGCCUGGAUCCCAGUGAUGACUCCUCGGGCCAAUCCUUCUACGACUACACCGAGAAGCAGGCCAUCCCCAUCUCCAUUCCCAGCUACAGCCACGUGGAGCAAAAUGGGGAGAAAUUUGUUGUCUACAACAUUUGCAUGGCUGGCCGACAGCUGUGCUCUAGGCGGUACCGUGAAUUCGCCAUCUUGCACCAGAACCUCAAGCGGGAGUUCCCUGACUUCGGCUUCCCCCGGCCACCGGGCAAGUGGCCCUUCUCCUUGUCGGGGCAGCAGCUGGACGUGCGCCGGCGUGGCCUUGAGGAGUACCUGGAGAAAGUGUGUUCAGUGCGGGUUAUCGGCGAGAGUGAUGUGGUGCAGGAGUUCCUCUCGGAGUCCGAUGAGAACUACAAUGGGGUCUCGGACGUGGAGCUGAGGAUCGCCUUUCCUGAUAAGACCACGGUGACAGUGAAGGUGAAGAAGAACAGCACCACUGACCAGGUGUACCAGGCAGUUGCAUCUCAGAUCGGCAUGGACAGUGUCACAGCAAACUACUUUGCUUUGUUUGAAGUGGUAAAUCACUCGUUUGCACGGAAGCUGGCACCCAAUGAGUUCCCCCACAAGCUGUAUGUCCAGAAUUACACAUCGGCCAUGCCCAGCACCUGCCUCACCGUCAGAAAGUGGCUCUUCACCAUUGAGGAGGAGGCCCUUCUCAACGACAGUGCUCUGGCCGUCAUUUACUUCUUCCACCAGGCCGUUGAAGACGUGAAGCAGGGCUCCGUCAAGCUGGGUGAGAAGACGUACCAAUUGCAGAGACUGGCUGAGCAGCGCAAGAUGGUCAUGUACCUGAACGUGGUCCGCAGCUGUGAGGGCUACAACGAGAUUAUCUUCCCGCACUGCGCCUGUGACUCCCGACGGAAAGGCCACGUGAUCACUGCCAUCAGCAUUAAGCACUUUAAACUGUAUGCCUGUACGGAAGCCGGGGAGCUGGAGAAUCAGGUCAUCAUCUUCGAAUGGGGAGAGAUGCAGCGAUGGGACACGGAUGAGGAGGGCAUGGCGUUCUGCUUUGAGUAUGCCCGAGGCGAGAAGAAGCCAAGAUGGGUGAAGAUCUUCACGCCCUAUUUUAAUUACGUGCACGAGUGCUUCGAGCGGGUCUUCUGCGAGCAGAAGUGGCACAAAGAGGUUGAAAAUGAGACAUCUGAUAAGGACAACAAGAACUGUAACGAGGACAACGUGUGCAGCAAGAACAUCUUCCAGAUCCUGCGAUCCCAGCGUAGGUCAGCCAGCUCUUAGCCCUCUGUUGGCUGUCGAUGGGCAUGUGUGCUGGCCGGGAGCGACAGAGGAGAAGCAGAUGAAGUAACGUGAAGCUGUUGCUGUCCUGGGCUUGUGAACCCAUCUGUCCAGACCUAUAGGAUCACACCUCAAAUCCUCUUUAAUCUGUCAGGGGGAGACAUAACCAAGGAGGAAGUAUGCUCUGGUGGUUGGGGUGGCAAGCUGCUGGCUGAGGUGCCCUGUUCAUGGGGUGGGUACACUUCCCCAGGUCCAGUCUGUGCCUCCCAACUCUCGAAUGUGCCACCGUGGCGGAUCUCUUUCCCAGGACACACAGACACCCUCACACUUACCAUUCCCCCACUGGCUCACUCUCCAACCCUCUGCACUUGCCCCUGAUUGUGGGGUGGGAGAGGUGGCAGGGGUUGGGGAAGGUGGUGGGAGGUUGCCCAUUGCCAAGGAAGGACCAGAAAUAGGAAGAGGUGAGGUACAUUCUCAUCACCUCUCCCCACCUCCUUCAGCAACUGGGGCUUAGGGUGACACCUCCACUGAAUGACUCCCUAACCUUUUGAGUGCCAGUCCACAUUCCCUGCCAUCCAGCCCAUUAGUGGGUGGGGUAUCUCAACUGUCUGUUCCCUCUGAGCACUCCCAAGUGGUCUGAUCCUCCUCUGUGGCCCCAUACAAGCCGAUGGAAGGGCUGGCUGGGUGAGGAGUUAAUUUGGUACCUGACUGCCUCUGCUGCAAGAUCCUACCUGGCACUGAGUUCUGUUCGGUCCACUGGCCCUGUAAUGUGCUGCCUCUUCAUGGCCUGAGGUGACCGUGUGUGGGUGAGUGAGUUUCCUGCCCUGGGUACAACGAUGCGUGAUAGGCUCACCAGUGAAACAUUCACAGGGUCACUGGGUCCUGAGCAGUAAACUCCUAGUGCAGAACCAGGCCCAGUAAUCACCAUCCACUUGUGCCAUUCCCAUUUCCCUCUCCCCACAUUCUCACCGAUUCCUUCCCAGAUUCUAUGCCUCACCCAAAUACUGAGGGGGACGAUUCGCAGCGGCAGAUUAACCCCCUGACCCUGCACGUCAUUGGGAUGUGGGAGGGAAUCGGAGCCUGUGGGGGGGGGGGGGGGGGGAGAACCCACAAGGUCGCUGGAAGAAUGUGAAGACUCCACACAGACCACUGGAGGUUGGGAUCGAAUCAAAUCCAGGUCUCAGACAAGCUCCGGGGUCUCGUGGUAGGGACUGGGAAUUGUCACUGCCCGGCACUACAGCACUGUACCCCAGCCAGUGUUCACAGUCACUCAUCCCUUCUGUCCUAUCCAUUCCAUCAGGAGUUGUGACUGAGCGUGGAUCAUCGAUAUCAUAGUCAGAGUUAUAUUGCACGGAUGCAGGCCGUUUGGCUUCAUUUGUCCGUGCUAACCUUCCAGUAUAAACCUUCAGUUGUGUUCAAAAUCCCUAACAACACUAAUAACUUCAUCUGUAAAAAGAAAAUUACCAAAAAUGAGGUUCAUUGUAAUUAAACUGUAACAUAUUUUAAAUAAAUCUGAUUUUUCUC
Mobula hypostoma (lesser devil ray) is the source of this 3165-nucleotide messenger RNA. Its product is annotated as sorting nexin-27-like. Gene Ontology annotation, molecular function: phosphatidylinositol-3-phosphate binding; protein binding. The record is from RefSeq and is a predicted model, not a curated record. Bases 25 to 1644 code for a protein of 539 amino acids. Lineage: Eukaryota; Metazoa; Chordata; Chondrichthyes; Myliobatiformes; Myliobatidae. The transcript is spliced from 13 exons. Gene Ontology annotation, cellular component: early endosome. Gene Ontology annotation, biological process: intracellular protein transport; signal transduction; endocytic recycling.